UGGCCUUGAGCAGAAGUGCAGAAGCAGGUUGAAGCAAAAGCUGUAAGAAAGGAAAGAAACUGAGGAAGAAAUAUGGCUGUAGGAAGGAACAUGGCAGCUCCAUUGCUGUUUCUCAACUUGACCAUGUAUGCUAUUGUGCUGGGUUUUGCUAGUUGGUGCAUUAACAAAUAUAUCAAUGGCCAAACCAAUCACCCCAGUUUUGGAGGAAAUGGAGCAACAAGUUUCUUCCUGACCUUUGCAACUUUGGCUGCUGUUGUGGGCAUAGUGUCAAAGUUUGCAGGAGGAAACCAUAUCAGGGCAUGGAGAAAUGAUAGCCUGGCUGCAGCAGGGGCAUCUUCAUUGAUAGCUUGGGCCUUGACCGCCCUUGCUUUUGGGUUUGCUUGCAAGCAGAUCAACAUAGGAGGAUGGAGAGGAUGGAGGCUCAGAGUAUUAGAAGCAUUCAUUAUAAUCCUCACCUUCACCGAGCUCCUAUAUGUCUUGUUGCUUCAUGCUGGGAUAUUUAGUAGCAGAUAUGGCCCAGGCUACAGGGAUACCGACUAUGGAAUGCAUGGUGCAGGAGGAGUUGAUCCUGUGCACAAGGGCAGUGCCGUGCCGGUUGCGUCUAGGGUCUGAAGACUGAUAGUACUGUAGAAACAUAAGUUAAUCUUUAAUUUUCGUUUCUUGAUUUGGAGUUUUCCUCAUCUCUUGCAUUUUCAGUCUCCCUAGUUUGUUGUGUAAGUAGAGAUAGUGCCCACCCCCCCGCUUUUUUUUUUUGUUGUCUUUUGUACGUCGUUUAUGUUGAAGGAUUUGCAGCAUCUUGUGUGCAACACAUCAUAAAUGCAAUGAUUCUAC
Rubroshorea leprosula is the source of this 831-nucleotide messenger RNA. The record is from the annotation of a GenBank genome assembly. NCBI's taxonomy places the organism in Eukaryota, Viridiplantae, Streptophyta, Magnoliopsida, Malvales, Dipterocarpaceae.